Molecule: messenger RNA, 2208 nt
Organism: Vicugna pacos (alpaca)
Lineage: Eukaryota; Metazoa; Chordata; Mammalia; Artiodactyla; Camelidae
Gene: SOX10
Product: SRY-box transcription factor 10
Biological process (GO): enteric nervous system development; morphogenesis of an epithelium; neural crest cell migration
Cellular component (GO): nucleus
Molecular function (GO): RNA polymerase II cis-regulatory region sequence-specific DNA binding; DNA-binding transcription factor activity, RNA polymerase II-specific
Source: RefSeq, a predicted model, not a curated record
CCUGCACAACGCGGAGCUCAGCAAGACGCUGGGCAAGCUCUGGAGGCUGCUGAACGAGAGCGACAAGCGCCCCUUCAUUGAGGAGGCCGAGCGUCUCCGGAUGCAGCACAAGAAGGACCACCCAGACUACAAGUACCAGCCAAGGAGGCGGAAGAACGGGAAGGCAGCCCAGGGGGAGUCGGAGUGCCCGGGCGGGGAGGCCGAGCAGGGCGGUGCUGCUGCCAUCCAGGCCCACUACAAGAGUGCCCACCUGGACCACCGGCACCCAGGAGAGGGCUCCCCAAUGUCGGAUGGGAACCCUGAGCACCCCUCAGGCCAGAGCCAUGGCCCACCCACCCCUCCGACUACCCCAAAGACAGAGCUGCAGUCGGGCAAGGCAGACCCCAAGCGGGAUGGGCGCUCCAUGGGGGAGGGCGGGAAGCCUCACAUCGACUUCGGCAAUGUGGACAUCGGUGAGAUCAGCCACGAGGUAAUGUCCAACAUGGAGACCUUUGAUGUGGCUGAGUUGGACCAGUACCUGCCGCCCAAUGGGCACCCAGGCCAUGUGGGCAGCUACUCGGCAGCUGGCUACGGGUUGGGCAGUGCCCUGGCUGUGGCCAGUGGACACUCGGCCUGGAUCUCCAAGCCUCCAGGUGUGGCUCUGCCCACGGUCUCGCCAUCUGGUGUGGAUGCCAAAGCCCAGGUGAAGACGGAGACUGCGGGGCCCCAGGGUCCCCCGCACUACACCGACCAGCCGUCCACCUCGCAGAUCGCCUACACCUCCCUCAGUCUGCCCCACUACGGCUCUGCCUUCCCCUCCAUCUCCCGCCCCCAGUUUGACUACUCUGACCAUCAGCCCUCAGGACCCUAUUAUGGCCAUUCGGGCCAGACCUCUGGCCUCUACUCGGCCUUCUCCUAUAUGGGGCCCUCGCAGCGGCCCCUCUACACGGCCAUCUCUGACCCCAGCCCCUCAGGGCCCCAGUCCCACAGCCCCACACACUGGGAGCAGCCAGUAUAUACGACACUGUCCCGGCCUUAAAGGGGUUCCUGUCACCACCACCCCCACCCUGCCCCUUCCCCCAGCCCUUGCACCCUUUUCCUCACCCAUCUCAGGCCCGGUGGCGGCUGUGGAGGAGGCUGCAGAGGCUGACAGCUGGGGGAAGGCCUUCUGUCUGGCUCACUGCCUUUGAUGACCCCACCCCAUCCAGUCCGGGCUCCAGCCCAGGCACAGCCCUGGGCAACUUGGCUGGGCAGAGGAGAAGGAGGUUGAUUGUUGCCCCUAGACUGAAAAAUGAGGGGCUGCACCUUCCCCCCAGGAAUGACCCUCGGCCCCAGGAUCUGAGAAGGCCCUGCUCAUCCUCCUCUGGAAGGAGGGGAAGCCUCGAGGGUGGGAUGGGAAUCGGAGGCCUUGCCACUCUGAUGCCCGUGUUUCCUCUUUCGUGGGGAAUGAGGGGUCUGACAUAAUCCGUGCCUCCUGUGUCGUGUGCCCAAGCCAACCAGAGACCUGCAUCAGGGCCUGGAGCAGGCUAUGUCUGCCCCUUGGGGGCUAAGGACAGCUUUGAACAGCCUUGAUGGAGUAGGGGUGGGGUGGGGGCUCAGAGGGCCAUCUCCUCAUCCCUUGAGUGCCCCUUCCCCUCCUAAACACAGGAAGGAAUUGGCACAGAGGCCCCCCAGAUCCAAUUCUGUGCCAAUAACCUCAUUGUCUAAUGGAGAAAGAGGGCCCAGGUCUUCCUUCACUGCAACUUCGCAGACUUUGAGGCACAUCCCAGGAGGCAAGGAGGCAGGGGCUCCGGGAAAGGAUUCGGAGACAAUUCAGACCCUUCCUCCCGGGCCCUUGCCAACUCCCUCUUCCCUCCAGGCUCUGUGGCCCCUACUCUGUCAGCCCCAACUCCUUGGGCUUCCUCGAGAGUUACAGCUGCCCAGGCCCAAGCCCUCGGCUCCAGGGAGACCCAGGUUGCUGGCAGCAGGCUGAAGACACUGAACUCCUGACGUGUACAUUCUGCCCUGGCCUUUUGCCCUUUGCCUCCCAGUGGUAUUUGAAUAAAGUAUGUAGCUCUGUUCUGCCCCUAUUUUCCUAUUCUGCAGCCCCCGUGGUCCACAAGUAACUCAUUACUGCCUCCCUCUUAUUUAUCUCAGUAGCUCCCUCUCCCCCUCCCCUCUCCUAGGUACUCCAGCCCCUAUUAACUCUGCAUUAAGCAUUCCACAUAAUAAAAUUAAAGGUUCCGGUUA